Anthonomus grandis grandis is the source of this 2489-nucleotide messenger RNA. It is a transcript of the gene fray, whose product is annotated as serine/threonine-protein kinase OSR1. The transcript is spliced from 10 exons. Bases 62 to 1858 code for a protein of 598 amino acids. The record is from RefSeq and is a predicted model, not a curated record. Gene Ontology annotation, biological process: protein phosphorylation. Gene Ontology annotation, molecular function: protein serine/threonine kinase activity; ATP binding. NCBI's taxonomy places the organism in Eukaryota, Metazoa, Arthropoda, Insecta, Coleoptera, Curculionidae.
AUUUAUCCAUAGAGUAGUCGGGUUUUUUGUGUAUAUGUGCCCAAUUUGUUAAUAAAUAAAUAUGUUAUCUACAGCCGAGAAGGCUGCUAAGAAUUGUGGCCUAGAGGAAAUUAAAAGUAGUCUAAGGAGACGUAAAACUGGAGUCUAUAAAAUGGACACGAGCCAGGGAGAAGUGGUCUUCCAGAACAGUCGUUUCUUAAGCACCCUUACAAUAGGAAAAAGGAAAAUCUCAGAAGAAAUGCUUCCGCCGGGUUCCCCUGGUUGCCCGGGAAUUUUCAGAUCGAAACCCCAAUCACUCCCGGAGUUCCCCACGUCGACACUAGGUGGCUACGGUCGCGCUGUCAAACAGUCGAUCGGUAACUUAGGCAACCGGAUUAUCCUGUCAAAGAAAAUGGCUGCGACGACAUCCCAAACGUCGGUACCCUGGCCGAAUUCUAAGGAUGACUACGAACUGGGAAAAGUUAUAGGUGUGGGAGCAACGGCCGUAGUCCACGGAGCAGUUUGCAAACCGCGCAACGAAAAAUGCGCAAUAAAGCGAAUCAACUUAGAAAAAUGGAACACCUCCAUGGACGAACUACUAAAAGAGAUCCAGGCGAUGAGCUCCUGCAACCACGAGAACGUCGUAACUUACUACACCAGUUUCGUUGUGAGAGAAGAACUGUGGCUCGUCCUAAAACUCCUAGAGGGUGGCAGCCUGUUGGACAUCAUCAAACAUAAAAUGCGCGUUUCGAAUUGUAAACAUGGCGUUUUCGAUGAGGCCACCAUCGCCACGGUACUUAAGGAGGUCUUGAAAGGGCUGGAAUACUUUCACAGUAACGGGCAAAUUCAUAGGGAUAUAAAAGCGGGAAAUAUUUUACUGGGGGAAGAUGGAACGGUUCAAAUAGCGGAUUUCGGAGUCUCUGCUUGGCUGGCUACCGGCAGAGAUCUGUCUAGGGAGAAAGUGAGACACACUUUUGUCGGAACUCCUUGUUGGAUGGCACCUGAGGUUAUGGAACAGGACCAUGGUUACGAUUUCAAAGCUGACAUCUGGUCUUUCGGUAUAACCGCCAUAGAAAUGGCCACCGGAACCGCCCCCUAUCACAAGUUCCCGCCAAUGAAGGUCCUUAUGUUGACUUUACAAAACGACCCACCCACUCUGGAUACCGGAGCGGACGAAAGAGACCAGUAUAAGGCUUACGGGAAGACUUUCAGGAAAAUGAUCACCGAUUGCCUGCAGAAGGAGGCGGCAAAAAGGCCCACGGCCGCGGAACUGUUGAAGCAUCCCUUCUUUAAAAAAGCUAAAGACAAGAAGUAUUUGCAGCAAACGUUGGUCGCUAUCGGGCCAACGAUGGAAACCAGAGUGCAAAAAGCUUCCAAGAGGCAACCGGGAGCCUCCGGUCGGCUACACAGAAAAGAAACCGGCGAGUGGGUGUGGUCGAGCGAGGACGAGGAAGACGGAGGCGAAUCAAGCGACAGCGACACCGAAAGUAAACCGAUGAACACGCUAGUGUCCGCCGGUAGCUCCGGAUCCGACCACGAGAGUUCGGAAAGCGAACCUCCACCCGUUAAUUUGGUCUUGAGGAUGCGUGAACCCCCAAGGUCCCUUCCAUUCAGGAACGCUAAAAGGGAAUUAAACGACAUAAGGUUCGAGUUCGCGGUAGGCAAAGAUUCGGCCGAAGGGAUCGCCAGUGAACUGGUCGGCGCCGGUUUAGUGGACGGCAAAGACAUUACCGCCAUCACGCAGAGUUUGCAGCAACUGAUCGAGCAGCGACACACGCUAAAAGUCGUCACGUUUCAGCUGCAGUCGGGCGUAGGGCCAAACGAGACGCCCGAUGACAAGGCCCUAAUAGGCUACGCCCAGAUUUCAAUCACAGACUGAAAACUAACCUAUAAUAGUUUAAUCAUCCUGAUUUUAUACAUACCAGUGAAAUCUACUGAUUUUUUAAGCAUAUCAACCAAUGAUAAUUCCUUAUUAUUAAACAAUCAGAUAUGUGGCUCAAUCAGGCAACAGGGUUCGCUUGUUUCAGUGUGUUUUCGGAUGACUGUACUUAUGUAAUUGUCAAAAAUGCUUACAAGGUUUUUACAUAAAGGAUCAAUAGAUUUCACUUAUUAAUGUACUUAAAAGUGUUCCAUAGAAAAAAGAAGAUUUUCGCUGUUAAACUGUUAGAACGUCCCCCUAAUUUGUAAGUUUUAAAUUUUUGAUGAUUUCCUUUCCUACAGAGCACACCUUGUAUUAAAAUCGCCUUAUUUAGACAGAAAGAUGCAUCUUAUUAAGAUAGAAUAUUUUCGCUUCAGAUUUUUAAAUGAAGAGGAAUUGAUGUUUUUAGGGCCUAAAGCUAUGGAGGCGUGCCACACUAGUUUUUAAGUGAAAUGGAGAGCUUUUUGCUAUAAUUAUAUAUAGAUUGUAUAAUUUUAUGAAAAAUGAAUAAUUGGAAAUGGUGAAAAGUCUGUAUAUAUUAUAAAUUAUUUAUUCCUAUGAUAAUAAACUUGUCUGCAUUAUUUUAAAACAA